AUGGUGCACCUGGAUAAAGACAAAGACAUCCCAAGACUAGCGGAAUCUGGCACCCACAUAGCACACUGCCCAACCUCAAACGCCAAAUUAGCUUCGGGCAUUGGCCCCGUGCCAGAGCUACUUGCCGGAGGAGUCAAUGUCAGUCUUGGUACAGACGGGGCUCCCUGCAAUAACAGCUGUGAUAUGCUACAAGAAAUAAAGCUUGCUGCUAUUAUUCAUAGGAGUGCUUCAUAUGACCCGGCUCUGGUCCCCGCAGAAACCGCCCUAGAGAUGGCUACUAUCAACGGAGCGCGAGCUCUAGGUCUUGAAGACCUUGUUGGUAGCCUGGAAACCGGCAAGAAAGCGGAUUUUGUGGCCAUUAACACGGAAAAGUCGCAACUUCAGCCAUGCCUUAACCCUGUCAGUAAUGUGGUCUAUGUUGCGACUGGAAGGGAUGUGGAUGUGGUAGUAGUCGAUGGCCAAUUGUUGGUGGAGACCGGCGAAUUAUUGACCAUGAGUGAACACCAGAUUCUGAAAGAAGCCAAGAAAAGAGUCUCAGAUGUCAUCCAGAGAGCCGGGUUGGCAGAGCAGAUAAAGUCUCCCUGGCCAGUACUGUGA
Messenger RNA from Aspergillus melleus, 597 nucleotides. RefSeq lists its product as uncharacterized. Gene Ontology annotation, molecular function: hydrolase activity, acting on carbon-nitrogen (but not peptide) bonds. The record is from RefSeq and is a predicted model, not a curated record. Bases 1 to 597 code for a protein of 198 amino acids. The transcript has a single exon. NCBI's taxonomy places the organism in Eukaryota, Fungi, Ascomycota, Eurotiomycetes, Eurotiales, Aspergillaceae.